GUACACACUCCAACGUCUCUCCCCGCGGCCGGGGGAGAGCACAUCCGGGUCGCUGGAGCAGGUGCCGCAGGCCCCGCCUCUUUCCCCCGUCUCUUGUCCCCGCUUCCGGCUAUCUCAAGUCUUUUCCGCUUGUUUUCUGCCGUCUUUAUCUCCGCUCCCCAGCUCGUUUUGGCGUCUAGGCCCUGGUCCCUACCCCGUGAGCAGCGACUCACUGCGCAUCUCGAAUCUCUCAGGGCUCGGAGCAACUCUGCGGUGCGUCUUCGCGGUGCCGUUUGGGGUGAGGCCUGCCGCGCGCCGUGAGUUCGUGCAGACCUGACCCCGCGUCCCCCCGCAGCUCGGUUGAGGCCGCCGCCGCCGCUUCGGGAUGCCCCGGCUGGGGUCCGCGCAGCGCUGGGCUGCCGCCGCGGGCCGUUGGGGCUGUAGGCUGCUCGCGUUGCUGCUGUUGCUGGUGCCGGGGCCCUGCGGCGCCUCUGAGAUCACGUUCGAGCUGCCCGACAAUGCCAAGCAGUGUUUCUACGAGGACAUCACGCAGGGCACCAAGUGCACACUCGAGUUCCAGGUGAUUACUGGUGGUCACUAUGAUGUAGAUUGUCGAUUAGAAGAUCCUGAUGGUAAUGUGUUAUACAAAGAGAUGAAGAAACAGUAUGAUAGUUUUACCUUCACAGCCUCCAAAAAUGGGACAUACAAAUUUUGCUUCAGCAAUGAAUUUUCUACUUUCACACAUAAAACCGUGUAUUUUGAUUUUCAAGUUGGAGAAGACCCACCUUUGUUUCCUAGUGAGAACCGAGUCAGUGCUCUUACCCAGAUGGAAUCUGCCUGUGUUUCAAUUCACGAAGCUCUGAAAUCUGUCAUUGACUAUCAGACUCAUUUCCGUUUGAGAGAGGCUCAAGGCCGAAGCCGAGCUGAGGAUCUAAAUACAAGAGUGGCCUAUUGGUCAGUAGGAGAAGCCCUCAUUCUUCUGGUGGUGAGCAUAGGGCAGGUAUUUCUUCUGAAAAGCUUUUUCUCGGAUAAAAGAACCACGACAACUCGUGUUGGAUCGUAACUACGUUUUGAGAAUUGAUCCACCAUUGCCGCUGUAAUAUUGCUGUCCUCUAAUUAAUUUUAGGUACCGAAGAACUUAAUAUUGGCAACAUUUUUAGAAUCUUACUCAUACGCUUGUUGUGGAGGGAUGUACGAUGCAUAUCCCCAAGCUGUGGAAAGGACACCUUUUUUUAUUUGUAAAGGUAGAAAAACUUUGGGACUAUUUUGGGCUAUUCAUAAAUAUUCAACACAAUGAUCUACUCUUUUCUUGGUUGUUUCUAUCUGCUCUUCGCACACUAAAGUAUUUUGAUUUGGUAUUUUGGUUCCUUUUAGCCAUUUAAAAAUACUUUUCUUGUAAGUAGUGGAGAUUUUUAAAACCUUCAAUUUAAUGUCUACAUGGGUUGUGGAGGAAGAAAAUUACCUUUCAGUUGUUUAUAGGAAAUAAAGUUUUGUUUUUAAGAAAACCAAAUGUGAUUAGCUGCAGCCCAAGCCCUAUUCUGCACUGUUUAAUUUUAUGAGGAAAAAAAUCUACCAUAGAAAUGUUAGUUAGUUAAUAUUGAUAUAAUUUUAAAUUGAUACAUCAUGGUUUAAUUUAUUUCUCAGUAGCUUGGAAAAUGUCAUUUUUAUUGUUUGGGUUUAUUCUAUGAUCUAUAACCAGAUAUGUUAUUUUUUUUCAUAAAGACAUUUUUACCACACAGGAAAUAGUAUGUUUCAAUAACAUAAUAGAGUUUACACAGGCCUUAAAUGUCAGACUGUUGUAACAGGUAGAAUAAUUACAGAACAAUUUAAGACACUACAAUGGGGGGCAAAUGAAAUGAGAAGACUUUUAGGUGAGUUAUCUGCACAUAUUACAUUUUCAGUGCUUUUACAAAGAAAAAAGGUGAUCUGUUUCAUUUUAAACAUUUGAAUCGGCUAGUUCUUACUCAUAUGUGGCUUUAAUGUCUGAGUCACUCCCAGCUUAAAUUGAGAGUUGUAAUAUAGUAUUAUAAAAGUGCCAUACAUUUUAUCCUAGUGGGUGUGAUGCACUGAGAAGUUAGUUACUUUGGUUUUUUUCUUUCUUUCUUUCUUUUUUUGUUUUUUUGUCUUGCACAUGUAAUUUGUACAAUCUCUGGUUAGCAGCCCUAAGAUGAUUUAAAAAUUUAGAAUGCCGUGUGUGUGUGUUUCUUAUUUGAUAAUCCGAGCAUUAGUGCAUUUUCUGUAGACUAUAGGGUUUAGACUGUGUUUGUGUUUUAUAACUUGCAUAGAUUGAGCUGAUUGAAAUGAGUCCAAGUAUUCUAGAAUAGAAUACAAGAUGAUGCAAAAUUGUAUGUGUUUAAAGCUUUUAUGCUGUUAAGAAAAAAAAAAAUUGCAACUGCUUUUUGCCAUGCUUCUAUCCCCCACCUAAAAGUGAUGAGUGCUGAACGUGACUGUCAUAUUGUUAGGACUUUGAUACGUGGUACCACAGAAUACUGAUUGGAUAGCAAUUCUAGUCACUUACCACUACUGACUAGAAGUUAACUCUUAAUUCUAAGCUGUCUUAAGAUGCAUACACACUGCUGCAUGUAAGAGCAAAAUGAAUUCAGGUUGUCCUGCUUGCUGAUUUCAAGUGCUACAGUGUAGCAAGGGAUGAGCGUAUUUUCAGACUUUUAGUUCUAAAAUUUUUGAAGACCAAAUAGCUACUCCUUCAACAAUAUUUACCAGUGGAUUAAGAACUGAAGUUUAAGAUUCUGCAGAUUUAUCUAUUGGGGUUCUUGUAUUGGAGUUGUCCUGUAGCUUUUUAAGUGUCCCUCUAGAUUUGCAAAUUUUAAACACUAAUGUUAAAGUGGUAAACAUGGGAGUAUGUUAAAUGUCCUUUUCUGGUUGCCUGUCUGCUCUGUUGUAUUCAGAUAGUUACACCAUAAUUCAGCAGAGCUGGGUAUCAUCAGUGUGCCGAGUUUGGCAUAGAUAAUGCAGUUAUUUAAUCUGUGUCUAUCAAAACUUCAUGAUAUUUAAAGACUAUUACCACAGAUAAACUUGCGGUGAAACUAUUGAGAUAUAUUAAAAUUUUUUAAAUCACCACUGUUACCUGUUGUAGAAAAUAGUACUGACUUAGUCUAGUCUGUUUGUAACUGGUUAAAGUUUGAUGGCUUGCCUAUACUCAACUAGAUAUGUAUAUAAAAAUUAGAAAAUACAUAUCUACCUAGACAUGAAUAUUAAGUAAGAACUUUUUUCUUCCUUCCCCUAUAUAAUUUGUAGCUCAUCAUUUUUCUUUAAUCCUUUCAUAACUUGUUGCAACAGUUUGAAUUUCCCAAAUAUUUACGUUUGGACUUACGGCUCAGAAUACAUAUUUAAACAUCAUUAGCUGUAUAUAUUUUUAAAGUAGAAUAAAUAAUGGAAAGGGACUUGAUAUACAAGUUUAUACUAAAAUUCCAACUGUGUGAAGAUACAUUUUAAGAUAUUACUUUGCUAAUAAUCUAAAUAUUCAUUUUUUAUUAAAGAAACAAAUGGUUUGGGGUUCACAGCUUUCAUCCUGGCUUGAUGAUAAUCAUCUUUAAAAACACAGUGGACUGAAAAGCAAUUUUAUUCUUUGAAAGAUUUCAUUUAAAUCUCUGUACUAUCCAUUUUUGCUUCAGUUUGUAAAUGUAUAACAUUUAUGGUUAAAUAGGACAAAGCAGACCCUAUGACUAUUGUUUUCAAGAAUUAAACAAAUUGAUAUAUAAAUUAUUCAAAGGGAGUUUUCAUUUACUUUUGAAAAGAAAAAUUUCUCUAAAUUAAAAAUGUUGGUUCUUCAGGAUUGCACCAAUCAAUUCUUGUAGAAUAAAAAAAUCUUUCAACAAACUGACUUCACUUAUUUCUGUCAAGAUUUAAACCUUUUUGAAGCUCCUUAUCAACUUGCAGCUUGGAGUACAGUUUUGUAGCAAGAAAGUGAUAAUUUAUUUGAUAUUUCAUUGGAACAUCUCAGGGACUGACCAAGAAAGAAAGUUAAAGAAGAGAAAUACAACCUGUAAACACCUCACUUUUAACCUUACUUUUCCUUUUCUUACUGAAAGUUUCGGUGAAAGGAAGUUAAGCCUUCAAUUCCCUUAAAAGCUCUUAGUUUUUAGGUAAAUUAACCUUUGGUUGUAUAAUGCCAAGUUUUCUCAACUUUGUUCCCCCUUUAUAAUGUUAUGGGGGACGUUCUGGUUCCUAGGCACAAGUACAAAAGUAGCAGAGAAAUAACAAUAAUAUAUUGGGCUGGCUAAAAAGUUCGUUUGGUUUUAAGUAAAAAGACACUUUUCAUUUUCACCAGGAACUAAAUUGAACAACGUAUUCAUUAACCAAACGAAAUUUUUGGCCAGCCCAAUGGGUUAACAUUUAUUGAAUGCUUUGCUUGUGCCAGCUGCUGUGAUAAGUCUUUUGCUUGUAUUGACACGUUUCAUCUUUGCAAUAAUCCUAUGAAGUAAGGAUAUUAUUCCCAUUUUACAGAUGAGGAAAGGGAGGCCUAGAGAGGUUAAGAAACCUGCCUAUAUCACAGUUAGUAAUUAGCAAAAUCUGGAAUAUGAACCAUGGCAGUCUGGCUCCAGACCCCUCUUUCUCAACCACUAUGCAGUAAUUACCUACAAACACCACUUAAGGAUAGAUCUCCAAAGACUUAGCAAUCUUGAUUUCAGUAUACCUCAGUAGCAGUUCAGGGGCUUCCCUGGUGGCACAGUGGUUAAGAAUACGCCUCCCACAUGCCACAGAGCAGCUAAGCCCGUGAGCCACAACUACUGAGCUCAGGCGCCUAGAGCGCGUGCUCCGCAACAAGACACCGCGAUGAGAAGCCCGCACACUGCAAUGAAGACCUAUCACAGCCAAAAAUAAAGAAAGAAAGAAAUUUUUUAAAUUAAAAAAAUAGCAGUUCAGUGCUUUGGUUUUGGAGUCAUAGUCAAGUUCAGAUCAUGGUCGUGUGACCUCAUGCAAAUGAUUUUGUUAACUUGGCAUUUCUGUUUCUUCAUUUAUUACUAAGGUAAUAUCUACUAUAAUGAGAUGUUCAUAAAACACUUAGGGUCAGUGCCUAUCAUAUACAAGCCCUUAAUAAAUAAUAGCUAUAUUUUUGUCAUUGGUCCAAUUUAAUCACUUGAUCUUUCUUUAGUUCUUAAAGUUCUUACUGUAGCCUCAACUCAUAUGGGCUCUUAAAUAGUAUGUAACAAAUAUGCAAGUCUAUCAUGUACAUAAUAGUCUGCUAGAAGUUUCAAAAAUGAGUAAGAUAAUCUGACCUCCAGGAACAUAAUUGUCGGGGGAGACAGGAUAGCUAUGUAAGAAACUAAUGUUAAGCAAGUCAUGAAGCAGAAUGGACUUGAAGGUUCUAAGACCUUUAUAGGAUGCUAGAGGAGGAAGAAAACAUAUAGAUCAAAAGACUUGUUCCCCAAGGAAUUUCACUUUGUCCUCUCCAGGUGUGGGGAGUGGUGCAUAGUUGUCUAGCUAGGCCAGCAAUUGAGUGAAUUAAUCUCUAAUUCAGGGGUGUGGACUCCUCGGUACAGAUCAAAAAAACAUUUUCUUUAACUUUGUUACUAGUAAAGGUGAUGUUUGAUCUCCUGAAUAACUUCUCCAUCUCAGUUGUUUCCAAAUUCUGGAGGAAAAUGUAGGGAUGUUGUCCCUAAACCACCAAAUGUGCUAUUUUUGUCUGCAUUUCUCCAUUUUACCCAUAAGAUAGCAUCAUUAGAAUGAUUACAUUCCUUGCUGAAAUCAACAUAUAUUAGGCCUGGCAUAAUCUGUUUUUAGUGCUGGUAAUUACUAGUGACUGCUACUACCUUACAAAGAGAAGACAACGCAAGAAUUUGAGAAAUAAUGGUUCGAAGAGUAAAAUCUGCCAAUAAUCCACCAUCUGCUUUGAUGUAUUUCCGUUUUUCCAUAGAUAAAUGUAUAUAUUUUUAAAGAAUUGGUAUUGUUUAUAACAAAUUUUUAAACUUUUAAAAAUUGUGAAAUUUGUGAUAAUACAGAAGAGGGUAUUAAACAUGUACAAUUUAAAGAGAAAUAAAAUUAUAAAGCACAUACUCAUAAUAACCAAUGCUCAGGUUAAGAAAUGCAAUAUUGUCAGCACCAUAAAAGGCUCUAUGUAUCCUUUCCUGAUCACAUCCCUGAAUUUCUUCCCUAGAGAUAACCAAUGUUCUGCUUGUAAAGAAAAUAAUUUUUCUUUUUCUUUUUACCAGUUAUGUAUACUAGUUCUUCUCAAACUACUUUAAAAAAAAUUUCCAAGUAAUCACAAACUCAUAAUUUUGUAAAUACAAAAUCAUGUGCUUGAAUGUUUUGGUAAUAUCAAAUUGCUACCAGCCUUUCCAAAUGCUUACUUUCUAUGCAUGCUUACUCUGACUUCAUGUGCUUCUCUCUUCAUCAGCCACUGACAGUUCAGUAUGGUCAUUGGACCAUACUUUGAAUAGUACUGAUGUUUACGUUCCUGAAAGAUGUCUAAAAAAAUCAAGCAAAAGUAAACCUUAAUAAAUAAAGUUUAAUGGAAUAUUCUAUUUAAUGAAUUAGGUAGUACACAUAUUCUUUUGUGACUUUGUUUUGCUGUCAUCCAUGUUGAUGCAUAUGGCUGUAGUUUUCAUUACUGCAUAGUAGUCCAUCAUAUAAAUAUUCCAAAGUUAUGUGUCUUUUCUACUAUGAUGGCAUUUGGAUUGUUCCAGGUUUUUUGCUGUUAUAAACAAAGCCACUAUGAACAUUUUUGUAUAUUAUGUCCUGUUGCACAUAUGUAUCAUCCCUUGAGAGUACAUCUAGGACUGGAAUUGUUUGCUGAUAGAGUACGUAUAUCUUCAUCUUUACUAGGUGACAUCUAACUUUUCUAAAGCAAUUGUAUCAAUCAGUGCUUUCACCAGUAACAAUGGAAAAUUCCAAAUUCGUGUUGUCAGACUUUAAAACUUCAGAAAAUCUCCGGGGUUUGUGAUGUCGUAAAAGCAACACUUAAGAAUUUGAGAAAUAAUGGUUCACAGAAUAAAAUCCACCCAUAAUUCCAUUAUGCA
This is a messenger RNA of Balaenoptera acutorostrata (minke whale), 6956 nucleotides long. It is a transcript of the gene TMED7, whose product is annotated as transmembrane p24 trafficking protein 7. Gene Ontology annotation, biological process: Golgi organization; endoplasmic reticulum to Golgi vesicle-mediated transport; intracellular protein transport. The coding region runs from base 365 to 1042 and encodes 225 amino acids. NCBI's taxonomy places the organism in Eukaryota, Metazoa, Chordata, Mammalia, Artiodactyla, Balaenopteridae. The record is from RefSeq and is a predicted model, not a curated record. Gene Ontology annotation, cellular component: COPII-coated ER to Golgi transport vesicle; Golgi apparatus; endoplasmic reticulum. The transcript is spliced from 3 exons.